AAAAGAAGAAAAAACUGUCUUCUCCGUCGUGGCUGCCUGAGUAGAUUUCCCUUAGGAUCUGUCCUUUUCUUCAACUCUGACUCUUAAUGUACAAGAUAUUCCCACUUUGGAUGGGGUUUAGAGCAACUCGAAUGGCAUCGCCGCAGCUCGACUGAUUAAUAUCUCCGAACAUGAUUUCUCUUCUCCUACUCAUAGCAUAGCAUGGACUCGCUAAACUGUAUACAGUUUCGCCAAGUCUGAAACUUGAGCUGCCAUGAGUUCAUCUUCUGCAACUAAAGCUCUUACACUCAUCAGCUCUCUGACUCACUCCACCAAACUCCAAAUUCCCAGGAGAAGAAGAUUCAUGGUGACGAUGAGAGACCGGAGCAACAACCCCCGCCCAUUACAGAAAGGUAGAAACCUCAGCAUCGAAGCGAUUCAGACUGUCCAAGCUCUUAAGAGAGCCCAGAAGGACCAUCACAGUUUGGAACAAGCAUUCGAUUUCAAAUUCAGGCGCUUGUUGAAGCUCGAUAUGGUGGCCGUACUCCGCGAACUUCUUCGCCAGGAUGAAUGCCUCUUGGCUCUCAAGGUUUUUGAGGAUGUUCGGAGAGAAAUCUGGUACAAGCCUCGGGUUUCCUUGUAUGCUGAUGUGAUUGGAGUAUUGGGUAGCAAUGGAUUCAUUGAUCAAGUUGAACUUGUUCACUCGUACUUGAAAAGAGAAGCUGAUUUACAGCCUGAAAUUGAGGGUUUCAAUGCUCUGUUGAGAACUUUGGUUAGUUUGAACAUGGCAGAGCUAGCGAUGGAGUGUUAUUAUUUGAUGAAACAGGUUGGUUGCGACCCAGAUAGGUCGACUUUUAGAAUACUGAUUAAUGGUUUAGAAUCAAUGGGAGAGACUGGCUCUUCAAAUAUUUUGAGGUUGGAUGCUAAAAAAUACUAUGGUGAAUCUCUGGACUUUUUGGAAGAAGAGGAAGAGUUGACACUCACCCAUUAAGGAAUAGUGAAAAUAUACAUGUCCACCAUUUGUCUCAUCAAUGAGAUUUUCCAAAUCUUUCUCUUUGUGUUGAAUAUGCAAGCUGAAAUCUAGUUGAAAUGAAAUUUGUUAUACCAACUUAUCUGUAACACUGUCACAUAUUCCCUUAGUAAACCAACCACUACGAUUUUCUUAGCUACA
Humulus lupulus (European hop) is the source of this 1150-nucleotide messenger RNA. Its product is annotated as protein THYLAKOID ASSEMBLY 8, chloroplastic-like. Gene Ontology annotation, molecular function: RNA binding; protein binding. The transcript has 3 exons. Gene Ontology annotation, biological process: chloroplast organization; Group II intron splicing. The record is from RefSeq and is a predicted model, not a curated record. NCBI's taxonomy places the organism in Eukaryota, Viridiplantae, Streptophyta, Magnoliopsida, Rosales, Cannabaceae. Bases 254 to 970 code for a protein of 238 amino acids.